Paralichthys olivaceus (Japanese flounder) is the source of this 2907-nucleotide messenger RNA. RefSeq names its product fidgetin (gene fign). Lineage: Eukaryota; Metazoa; Chordata; Actinopteri; Pleuronectiformes; Paralichthyidae. The record is from RefSeq and is a predicted model, not a curated record. Gene Ontology annotation, molecular function: ATP binding; microtubule severing ATPase activity; ATP hydrolysis activity.
GAGCUGCUGCUCAUUAACGUGGCUCCUCUUUGAAUUUGGCUCCUGCCUCAGAGAACAUGCGCAGUGCGCAGCAGCGCUGCCUUCAGUCAGCGGAGCAGCUGUCCAGGGUUUGGAAUUCCAACAUGGCAGAGGCUGUGGUCAGUCUUCCCCUCACUAACUUGGAAUGGUUUCAAAUGGCGAGCAGCCGCGUUUAACCCCCAGCGAAGCCGUUCGUCUGCGCCCUCAGCACCGGAUCGAUGCCGCUGUGAAACCCGGACGCUUCCCCUCUCCCCGGUCACCUACACAGCUGCAGGAAAGAAGAAGGAGAGAAGAGAAGAAAAGAAGUGCCUGUAAUGAGAAGCAACCUUUGGAAUUCCUCCUCGUGAAAAAUCCGAUUCUGCUGUUUUUCCCCCUCUCUUGUCUUUAGGCUUGAAGACAUGAUCACUAGCACCAGUAUUUAUGGUCUAAAGAUGCAGUGGACCCCAGAGCACACACAAUGGGCAGAGCAACACUUUGACAUCUCAUCCACUACCCGCUCACCAGCACACAAAGUAGAGGCCUACCGGGGGCACUUACAGCGAACGUACCAGUAUGCAUGGGCAAACGAUGACAUCUCUGCAUUGACUGCCUCCAAUCUGCUCAAGAAAUAUGCAGAGAAGUACUCUGGGAUCCUAGAGGGCCCAAAUGAAAGAGCCCUGCUGUGCUCCUACUCCGAUAGCACCACCGGACUCAUGAAUGGACGAAAGUCAGAGAAUGAGUCCUGGCAGGAGGGGAUUUACGCAAUGAACUGUGCUCCAGAUGUUAUAUCUGUGAGCAAAGCUGGAAUGACAGCUGCCCUACCCCCUACAGAUGUGUCGGCUAGCAUAGGCAGCUCCCCAGGGGUUGCCAGCAGCUUGUCUGAGCCUAGCUAUUCCAGCAGUAACUGUGGGAGCCACACAGCCACUACUCUCCACUCGGGCCUCCCCUCUCAGGAAUAUACCGCCAGCUACAACGGCUCCUACCUACACUCUAGCUACAGUGGCCAGAAUACCCCAGCCCUGCCCUCCCCACACCCUUCCCCUUUGCACAGCGCUGGGCUCUUACAACCACCGCCCCCACCUCCUCCCCCUACCUUAGUGCCGAGCUACAGCGCCGGGUCUCCAAACCUUCCCAACUACAAUUAUCCUCCAACAGGGUAUCCUUCCCAGACUGCUGUUGGCCCUGGUUAUAGCCCUGGGGGAGCACCCCCUCCUUCUGCUUAUCUGCCGUCCGGUAUUGCCGCUCCAACACCAAUCCCCCCCUCCACACUGCCGGGCUACACCUACCAGUCCCAUAAUCAUACGCCGAUUGCACCAACACCUUUGAAUGGCAGCACAUCCAACUCAUUAAAACGAAAAGCUUUCUACAUGAGUGGACAUGGAGAUAUGGACUCCAGCUAUGGUAAUUUCAACUACAACCAACAGCGCUCUUCACAGAGCCCAAUGUACAGACUAACGGACAGUGGUGUGUCAGACUCAAACAGGGGCAAUGGCUUUGAGAGAAAUGCUGAAGCUUCCUCUUUAGCGUUCAAGCCAACCAAGCAGCCAAUGUCCUCUGAUCAACAAAGAAAAUUUAACAUGCACCCUGGCAGAGCACUAACCCCUCCAUCCUAUGGAUCAACCAAAAGCUCUGUGGGGGACCUCAGAACCGGAGAGCCCUACAGCAAGUUUGGAUCUCCCAUCAUGAGUGAGCAAACUGAAGAGCACAGACAGCACCUCUCUCACUCACUAACAGGGCCUGACAUCGGUACGGCUACCUCGUCCAUCCACGCUGCAGAGGAGCAACUUAAGAACAGUGAUUCCAACCUGGUGGAGAUGGUAACCUCGGAAAUCCUUCAGCACGGUCCUCCGGUGGACUGGAGUGACAUUGCAGGUCUGGAUAUGGUCAAAGCAGCCAUUAAAGAGGAGAUACUAUGGCCCAUUUUAAGGCCAGAUAUGUUUAGUGGACUUGCCACAUUACCUCGAAGCCUCCUUUUAUUUGGACCUCAGGGAACGGGUAGAACGCUGCUGGCCCGAUGCAUGGCUAGCCAACUGGGGGCUGCCUUCCUGCGACUCAGCAGCUCAAGUCUGGUGACUAAGUGGCUGGGCGAAGGGGAUAAGAUCAUCCAGGCUUCGUUCCUGGUGGCCCAGUGCCGCCAGCCGGCUGUGGUGUUCAUCAGUGAAGUGGACCUGCUGCUGUCUGCCCAGCUCAGUGAGGAGAGCCCGGUGAAUCGCCUCAAGGCUGAGCUCCUCAUGCAGCUUGACAGUAUUCUGACCUCUGCUGAGGACCAUGUCCUUGUGGUCUGCUCCACCAAUAAGCCGGAAGAGAUCCCAGAGUCCCUUCGGAGGUACUUUACCAAGCGACUGCUUAUCCCUUUGCCUGAUGGGACGGCUCGACACCAGAUAAUCAGCCAACUGCUCUCACAGAACAACUACUGUCUUAGUGACAAAGAGAUGUCACUACUGGUUCAGAGGACAGAGGGAUUUUCAGGACUGGACGUGGCCCAGCUGUGUCAAGAGGCUGUAGUAGGUCCUCUCCAUGGCAUUCCUGGUGCUGACCUGUCAAGUAUCCAUCCCAGUCAGAUGAGACUGGUCUCCUACCAAGACUUUGACAAUGUGUUCUGCAAAUUCCAGCCUAGCAUAUCACAAAAAGAACUUGACAUGUACACUGAGUGGAAUAAAAUGUUUGGUUGUAGUCAGUGAAAGAGACCCAUCAAACACGAUUUCUUUAAAACCAAUAAUUAAAUACAAAUAAGUAUUUGGCCUUCAGUGAACAAGACAAAUAAACAGUGGGGACAUUAACACAGAGUAAAGGGAUUGUCAGUAAAAGACAGAUGCAUAUCUGGAUACCACAUAUUUGUAACAAUUAAUUAAAUGCUUUACGUGGCUUAAGCCAUCUGCUCACUAAAACUCAAAAGACUUGUAGAAGAUA